UGAGAAGAGACCGAGCCACAUCUCGUCAACUCUCAAGCGGGGUUCUAUUUGCUGAAGCAGAUGCCUCUAUCACGCAGAAGUUCUCGAAUCAAUUGCAUCCAGUACCCAAAGAACGGUUGAAAGGCUCGAAAGUGAUCGUAGCGGAGACGUCCGACUUCAGCCGAAGCUUGCUCUUGAAGCCUUUGGUCAUUUAUAUCGAGUAACGCAAAUACAAGCGCAUGCAGAGUCGAUAGUAGACACUUUUGCAAGAAUUUCUCGCAGGUUCGCGUUCAUCUCACCUUCAGAUUCGGCACCAUAGAGCAAACGACAAGAUGGUUCCCGCACUCAGAAAGAUCCUCAUCAUCAACCCAAACUCGACGAGAGCCAUGACGAAUGCGCUCAAGCCGCUGGUUGAUUCUCUGGGCUACUCCUCGACACAACAUACAUAUUUCACAGCACCUUCAGGACCAGCAUCAAUCAACAACGAAGACGACGCGGCGGAGUCAGCCAGACACUGUCUAGAGCCUCUGCUGCCACUACUCGAAACACACGACGCUUUCCUCGUUUGCUGUUACUCGGCGCAUCCACUUGUUGGGCAGCUCAAGGCGAGACCAGAAAUUGCUAGUCGCCGCAAGCCUGUGACGGGUAUCUUUGAAGCAUCUGUUAGCAGCAGUCUCCAGGCCAUCGGGCCCGGUGAACGGUUCGGCAUAGUUAGCACGGGUAAGGUAUGGGAAGCUACAUUGCGUGAGGCAGUCGACAACUAUCUCGGUGUCGAAGACAAUACCGAAGGUAGUGCAGCAUUCGCGGGAGUGCAGACGACAGGCCUCAACGCUACAGAGUUGCAUGAGAUUUCACCAAUCGAAGUUCGCAGCCGUAUGAAGAAGGCAGUCGCAAGACUUUUGAUUGAUGAUGCGGGUGGUCCGGUCGGAGCAGUGUGUCUUGGAUGUGCAGGUAUGGCAGGGUUCGAUGACAUGGUCAGAGAGGCAGCUGUUGAAACGCUUGGUCAUGGUCAGGGAUCGAAGGUUCGCAUUGUCGACGGCGUUGUUGCUGGAGUGGCAUGGCUAGAAGGAGCUCUACGAUCGGGCAUGUAG
Messenger RNA from Aureobasidium pullulans EXF-150, 1070 nucleotides. RefSeq lists its product as uncharacterized. Bases 312 to 1070 code for a protein of 252 amino acids. The transcript is spliced from 3 exons. NCBI's taxonomy places the organism in Eukaryota, Fungi, Ascomycota, Dothideomycetes, Dothideales, Saccotheciaceae. The record is from RefSeq and is a predicted model, not a curated record.